Hemibagrus wyckioides is the source of this 564-nucleotide messenger RNA. RefSeq names its product ADP ribosylation factor like GTPase 3, like 1 (gene arl3l1). Gene Ontology annotation, molecular function: GTPase activity; GTP binding. Gene Ontology annotation, cellular component: cytoplasm; microtubule cytoskeleton. The transcript has 6 exons. The record is from RefSeq and is a predicted model, not a curated record. Lineage: Eukaryota; Metazoa; Chordata; Actinopteri; Siluriformes; Bagridae. The coding region runs from base 1 to 564 and encodes 187 amino acids. Gene Ontology annotation, biological process: cilium assembly.
AUGGGUGAAAUCCAAAAGGGAUUAUUUUCCGUCAUUGAGAAACUAAAAGGCACGACAGAGCAGGAGCUCCGGAUCGUUCUUCUCGGUCUGGAUAACGCUGGGAAAACCACCCUACUGAAACAGCUGGCCUCAGAAGAUGUGAACACGAUCACACCAACUCAGGGCUUCAACAUUAAGAGUGUAACCUGUCAUGGUAUGAAGCUGAACGUCUGGGACAUUGGGGGGCAGAGGAAGAUCCGCCCCUUCUGGAAAAAGUAUCUGGAGAACACAGACUUGUUGAUCUACGUCAUCGACAGUGCAGACAAGAAGAGGUUUGAAGAAACAGGCCUGGAGCUCUCUGAACUGAUCGAUGAGGAGAAUCUAAAGGGAGUGCCUGUGCUUAUCUUUGCCAAUAAGCAGGAUCUGACCACAGCGUCUACAGCUAGUGAGAUCGCCGAGGGGCUCAACCUGCACACCUACCGGGAUCGAGAGUGGCAGAUCCAGGCCUGUUCGGCUAUUUCUGGUGAAGGAGUCCAGGAUGGAAUGAACUGGAUCAGCAACAACAUUGUAAAUAAGAAGAAAUAA